ACACACACACACACACACACACACACACACACACACACACACACACACACACUUCUGACAUUGUCUCUGGAGGAAGCAAUGAAUUCAGGAUGUGGUCUGGGUCCUAGAGCCAGUGGAAAUAUUUCUUCAUUAAAUCUGUGUGUGUGUGUGUGUGUCAGUGUUAAUUUCGUUGACUAAAUAUUUUCGUCAUUUAUUUCGUCACAAAUAUUUUUUUUCAGACGAAAACGAAACGAAAACUAAAAUAGAAGUCAUUCAUUGAGACGAUGACGAUAAGUAAAUUGAUUGACAAUCUCGUCAACAAAUAAAAGACUAAACGAAAAUACACAGUGACGAAAUCCAAUCAGAGAAGAGAAUCAUACGUGGGAAGAAGAAAAGAACCACUCAGAAAAGCGAACAGGCAGGAUUAAGAAGAUAAAGAGCCAAUCAGAGGCCGACUUCUUGAGACCGGAACUGGAGCGAGCGCUCGUUUGAAGCUGGCUCCCGGGAAGAAAGCAGACAGCUCACGAAGAGGAUGCAAUGUUAAAAGUUCGAGAAAAUGUCCACAGCUGGAAGAAAGCGACGACAAGAUUUGUGGGCCCAUUUCACGUUUAACGAUGAAGAAAAUAAAACGAAGUGUAAAGAAUGUGAAGCGGUCAUACGCGGAAAGAACACGACCAACUUAAAGAGACAUCUACAAAAUGUCCAUCCCGCCUUGUUCUCUCAGUUGCAGAAAUCUACUGAUGAAGGUGGUGAACCAAGUGUCAAGAAAGCAAAAAUACUACAUCAGGACAUUGCAAAGGCUCUAUUAAGUACUGUUAAGUAUAAAAGUGAUGCCAAAGAACAACAAAUUAAAGAGGAUGCUAUUGCCAAAUGGAUUGGACGUACAGGGUUGCCAGUCACCACAGUCGAAGAUGAGGAUUUCAUUCUGAUGAUUGAGACAUUUGAUAAAAAACUCACUGUGCCAAAGAAAACAAAGAUAAGCAAUCUGAUUGAGAAACAAUAUGACACAGAAGUGACAAAGUUUAAAAAAAGACUGUCAGGUGCCCGGAAAGUUUCCAUUGGGAUUGACCUCUGGACUAAAAAGGGACUGACUGCAUCAUUUUUGGCAAUAAGCUGCUGCUAUUUUUGUGUUGAACAAAAUAGACCAGAACACAAACUGUUGGCUCUUGAACAAGUUGCCCAUCCACACACAGCUCAGUCCAUUAAGGCCUGUGUGCAUAAGUGCAUACAAGAAUGGGGCAUUUCAAGUGAGAAAAUACUCACUGUUAUAACUGACAAUGGGAGCAAUAUGGUGGCGGCAUUUAAACAGUCUACUCAAGAAGAGGAAGAGACCAGCUCUGAUGAUCCAGAUGAGUUCCACCUGGGCGAGAAUGAAUCAGAGGAGGAGACAGAAGAUGUUCGGUACCAAAACAUGGACAUGGAUAUGGAACGAAUGCCCUGUGUGGUCCAUACACUGCAGCUCGUGGUCCAGAUGAUAAACAAGGAACCAAGUGCAAAGAGACUCCUUGACAAAGCGCGCUCAAUUGUGAAGCUCUUUCGAAAGUCUUCUGUUGCAACACAGAGAAUUUUAGAUGAGUGCGGCUUGAUUGUUGUAAAUGACUGCCCCACACGCUGGUCAAGUACCUUCAACAUGAUUGAACGACUCCUGAAAGUUAAAGAAUCUCUUUGCAAAGUAGCUAAUGAAAUGGGGUGGGACAGUUUGCUGUCUAGUGAGUGGCAAAAGCUCAAGUCAUUGCAUGAGCUUCUUUUGCUUUUUGCUGAGCACACACAAACUCUUCAAAGUGACACCAUGUCAAUGUCACUGAUUGUCCCUGCUGUCUUGGAUUUAGUUAGCCACCUUGCUGAUUUUGAGCAAAAUACAAAUCAUCGUGACUUUGCUGCUCUUGCACGAAAAGCUAAACUGAACUUAAAGCAGCGGUUUGCUUGGGUAUUGGAUCCAACAGAUGAAAAGUUUUCCCCUCUUGUGGCAGCUGCUCGUUUUCUCAACCCCACUGUGUGUGAAACCCUUCUUGAUGUUGCUGAGGAGAGUAUUCAGGAGCUCCUGAAGCAGGCAGAGGGGUAUGUGGUCCAGAGCACUCAGACACAUGAGGAUAACCGUGAUGAUGAUGAUGACAAUGUGGAGGAAAUGAAAGGGCAAGUGCGAGAUCCAACACCUGAUCCAGCACCUGAAUCGGCACCAUCCUCUUCAUCAAAGCAACCAGUCUUUAGAUUUCUCUCCAAGUGCCGUUCCAAGCCCAAACCAAAGUCCUCCACAUGUGGCAUCAAGUAGCAGAUAAACAAAUAUAAGGAAGAGCUCUCACAAGCCAUGACUUUUGAAACAGGAGUAGAGUUUUGGCAGAGCAAAUGUGAUGCAUUUUACUCCAGUUUGAAACCAUUAGCUUUGGAUCUGUUGACAAUGCCAGCUUCCCAAGCUUUUGCCGAGAGAGUGUUUAGUGUCACAGGGGACCUCACAAGGGGAAAGCGUAACAGAGCAAGAGUCACAUUAGCACGAAGUGCUUUCCUAAAAAUGAACCGAAGUAAAUAAAUGUCAGCCGUCUCUGAUUGUGUUCCCAGCAUUCCUGUAGGAAUGGGACUGUAGGGAAGGACUAUUCACUUUGUUUAAUGUUCAAACAUGGUUACAUUCAUUGUGCUGCUAUAGAUCAUUUGAAGCAAUUCUGCACCUUUUUUAUUUAUUUUUUGAAAACUUAAGUUUUAAGACUUGAUAUUAUCAUUUCAGUGUUUUUCAUCGAAACAAAGUGAAAUAAAGCGUAAUAGAGCAAGAGUCACAUUAGCACAAAGCGCUUUCCUUAAAUUCAAUGGAUGUAAAUAAAUGUUGGCCUUCUCUUAUUGUGUUCCCAGCAUUCCUGAAUGGGACUGGAAGGACUGUUCACUGCACUUUGUUUAGAUUGAUGUUCAAACAUUCAUUGUGCUGCUAUAGAUCAUUUGACGCAAUUCUGCACUUUUUUUAUUUUUUUUUUAAACUAAGCUUUAAGAUUUAAUAUUGUCAUUUCAGUGUUUUUCAUCAAAGCAAAGUGGAAUAAAGACACUUGU
This is a messenger RNA of Salarias fasciatus (jewelled blenny), 3009 nucleotides long. RefSeq names its product zinc finger BED domain-containing protein 4-like. The coding region runs from base 536 to 2248 and encodes 570 amino acids. The transcript is spliced from 3 exons. Gene Ontology annotation, molecular function: DNA binding. The record is from RefSeq and is a predicted model, not a curated record. Lineage: Eukaryota; Metazoa; Chordata; Actinopteri; Blenniiformes; Blenniidae.